AUGCCCGGCGCUCUAAACGACCCGGCCCGGGUCCCCGCCGCUCCUCAUAUCAGUACUUACUGCCAGAAUCCCCUGUGGUUAAAGCGUUACGUUCCCAAGCGUGCCCUGCAUCUUUUAUGGUGGCUGGCGUUACGACACUCCUCGCCGGGACUGUUCUCGACUGUCAUCGCCCUCGACCGUGGGUGCGCAAACAGCAAAUCCUCUGCGCGGAGUGGACCUGCAAAUUUAGGCCGCCCAAACCGCACCAUCCGGUGCAUGCGGGAGCUUGAGCGACGACGCCGUGUCCGGGUGGAACACGCCCGGGAUGACACGCAGAGCACCCAUCUCGACGGUGCUCCGGCCGUCCGCAGGGCACGGAAGGGCUCCCACGGCUGCGGUCUGGUGGCUGUCGUCAGCGGGCGAGUCCGGUCGCCGUUCGGUGCUCAAUGUCCAAUCGUCCAUUCGAUUGCCGUGUUGCUCGCGACGCACGGAGCACACCAGCUGAGGCCUGAGCGGCGUGCGACGGUUCGACGGAAGCCAGCUCUGUGCACAACAAGUCACAGGGCACUUUUCUCCGUUAGAAAAGCUGCACCCACUCCUGGUGGGCCCAUCAGACAGCAUCGCCGAGCUGUGGAAACCAAACGCUCCUCGAUUCUCCCACCUUGA
Messenger RNA from Epithele typhae, 645 nucleotides. RefSeq lists its product as uncharacterized. Bases 1 to 645 code for a protein of 214 amino acids. NCBI's taxonomy places the organism in Eukaryota, Fungi, Basidiomycota, Agaricomycetes, Polyporales, Epitheliaceae. The record is from RefSeq and is a predicted model, not a curated record. The transcript has 2 exons.